AUGGAGGACGCACAAGAGCAAGGAGGCCGGAGACGGAAGCGCGUGUCUAGAGCUUGUGACCGAUGCCGCAGCAAGAAGGAUCGCUGCGAUGGAAGACGUCCUGCAUGCCUUGCCUGCCAGAGUUCUGGUAGUAUCUGCUCCUAUGAUCCCUCAGCCAAGAAGCGCGGGCUUCCAGAAGGCUACGUCCGUGGAUUGGAGAAGCUCUGGGCACUGUCGAUGUCGAACAUUGAUGGCCUGGAGGAAAGCGUUUUAAGCUUGUUGGGUGCGAAUAAUGAACCGGCAUCCCACAGGAGACGGAAGCUCGUUUCUCUCUGGGUGACAGAAUCCAUCUCCGAGAAGCUGCACGACUCGUGGAAAUCCAGUGGCCUCUAUAGGGAACUUGAACGGUUGCUCUCCGCGGGAGAUAUCGAGAGCGUUUUAUCCUCGAGAGCCGACAGCGAGAAUCGAGGCCCGUCAGUCGAGCGUGCAGAAUCCCACGUUGGUCCACACGACCCUUUCGAAUAUCGCAUCGAGACGCAACCGGCAUCCGGUGGCUUAGAAUUAGAGCAGUCCGGCGGUGCUCGAUUCAAAAGGAUUAAGCUUGCACACAAUCCAUCCUCGAGUCCUGAUUCCUGCCAGUUACAACUUCCAGUCCAGACACCACGCUUGCUCGAUAUCUACUUUGCACACACCCAUACCUGGUUUCCGAUCAUAGCCAAACAUAGCGCUUUACGGACCUCAUACUCAUAUUCGUCUGAGCCUCUGUCUCUCAGCAGGAAGGCUGCCGUCUCCGGCGACCAUGCGGCGCUCUGGGCAAUUCUCAGCUAUACAACAGCACAAUUGAAGUCAUCGUCCGAUUCCGAACAACUAGGUUUUGCUGACCCCCUGGCGACGUCGAAAGAGUUCUACGCUGUCGCUAGGAGUCUCAUACCGACUGAAAAGGAAAACUUCGAGACUGGUCACGUCCAGGCCUUACUCCUCUUGACCCUGGUGAACAUUGGACUGGGAGACUGGACCGCGGCAUGGCUUCUAAGCAAUCAAGCCACCAGCUUGGUGCUGCACCUUGGGAUUGGACGGCAAGCGGAUCACAGGCAGCAUCCAGUGAGCCAUCAGACCAAGGCCGUUUUCCUCGGAUGCUUUGUGGUCGACACCCUCCUUGCUGUCCGCCUCGGGAGAUGCCCGCACAUGCGACCCGAGGACCUGGCUCCAGUCGGGCCGCUCGAGGAGGAUGGAUUGGAGGAAUGGAACCCGUGGAUGGAGGCCCUCUAUCCCAAUGGUCCUGCUCAAGGCCAGGUCCUGCCUGGUCGCGGCCCGCUUCUUGCGCGAAGCUGUUUCAACCGACUUGUUGAGCUUGCCAGCUUUUUAAACCGCAUAUCUCGACACGAACCAUAUGGGUUCGACGCCCAGUGGUUUUGUCAAACCAUCAUCAAGGACAUGCAAGCCUGGGAGGAUAAGUUGCCUCCCGCUUGUCGCCUUGCUGCUCUCUGCAACAGUGCCGCUUCGGCAAACACGACCGCGCUGCUUCCUCAUCAGAUAUACCUUUCUCUGACUCACAUCGCGACGCUAAGUUUCUUCUUCACUCGAUUCUCUUCACAGGUUCAAGGCUUGUAUUAUCCGGUACGAAGGCUAUUGCAGGUGGUGCCGGUUCUUCUUUCUGGUCACGGAGAAGUAUUUGGACAGUUCACCCUUCCACCGCUAUUCGAGUGCCCUUUGCGUGCAAUCUCCGACUGUGCUCGGUUUGGCGGUGCAGCUACCGAGCAGGAUGAGCUUCAGCUCUCGCUGUGGUUGGAUUCCACAUCCCACGAGGUGUCGAAGGUUGGAGGAAUUUGGCCGGUGAUGGCAUCCUUCGCUGAAGAAGUUGGGAACAAACGAGCUGGACCCUUUAAACGCGGCUCACUACAUUCUGUGGCAAUGACAGAUUUCAUGGAUGUAAGACGGUUAGCUGGGAGCCAUCAGAUGUUGAACGAUGAGAUGGAGGGGCUAUCACACAUCGAUUCUUCGCCGCAAAACGACCCAGGUCAAGCCUUGCGGCAUAACACCAUCUCUUCUCUGGCCUUGAUGUCCCGUCCUGAACACGCCAACGACGGCCCUGCGAACCUCGCCGCCAUCCCAGCCGCUUCACCGCUGGUAUCUAGCAUGAGAUCCGACGGACAGCUAAACGGAGCAGCUCAGGCAGAGUUGCUUGACAACAACUUCUUGACGCCCUACGAAUCCCAUUUUUCGAGCACCGAAACCGCAGAUCCGUCUACGGUCUCUGAUCACCCGCGACUCCCGCUUCAACACCUCCCCCACGCCAUUGCAAAGGCGUCGGAAUCCAACCGGCGACUACAACCCAAACACCCGCUGCCCACCAACGACCUCGACUCGAUCUUUGAUGAUUUGGCACAUCUAGACACCAACGAGUGGACGACUAGUCGUGAACAAGAACUCAAAGAUUUCGGGUUCGUUGACGAGAUUGCGUUCCAGGCAUUCUGUCGUGAUCCGGAGCGUGUGGCGGGGACGAAUCCUCUGCUUCGUCCAGCGUCCAUUGCAGAUAUUUGGCCACCACCCGGUUUCUUCCCAGAUACGUUUCGUGACGAUAAGGAGGCUAGUAUGCUUGAUUCGAACGAGGGAAAGAUAUGA
Messenger RNA from Uncinocarpus reesii 1704, 2601 nucleotides. RefSeq lists its product as uncharacterized. The transcript is spliced from 2 exons. The record is from RefSeq and is a predicted model, not a curated record. Gene Ontology annotation, biological process: positive regulation of transcription by RNA polymerase II; DNA-templated transcription. NCBI's taxonomy places the organism in Eukaryota, Fungi, Ascomycota, Eurotiomycetes, Onygenales, Onygenaceae. Bases 1 to 2601 code for a protein of 866 amino acids. Gene Ontology annotation, molecular function: zinc ion binding; DNA-binding transcription factor activity, RNA polymerase II-specific; DNA binding.